AUGGUUGUUCCCAGCUCGGCUGUGAGCAGUCUGUUGGGAACAGGCGGCAUGCAUGCGCAAGACAUGACGCGUUUGACGGGUUGCCGAAUCAGUGUAAGCAAGCGGAAUCCGAACAUGAUGGAGCGGGUGGUCGUGCUUUCCGCAGAGGGGAUCGACAGCCUCGUCAUGGGCGCCUGCCUUGUGGCUGAGCGGCUUCAAGCGAACCCGCAUCUUCGAGAGCACAUGCACUUUCGCUAUGAGACGGAACUGCCGCGUGGCUCCUGGGACACUCAUGAGAGCCCAUUGCCACGUGACCGUCCGUUAUCAUUGGGCCAGGAGGAUGAGCUCAGCAAACGCAGCCUUGUGGAACACCUCCUCCGCGCGUCGCCCCGUGAGGUGCUAUUGCGCCAUCGCCUUCUGGGAGAUCUGCGAAAGGUUCUGAAAAUGAAGUCGCGGGAGCAGCUGCUUCUCGCGCUCUGCGAUGCCCGUGCGAUGAUGGGCUGUCCCAUCGAGCUCUGA
Symbiodinium sp. CCMP2456 is the source of this 498-nucleotide messenger RNA. Lineage: Eukaryota; Dinophyceae; Suessiales; Symbiodiniaceae. The record is from the annotation of a GenBank genome assembly.